Molecule: messenger RNA, 1074 nt
Organism: Laccaria bicolor S238N-H82
Lineage: Eukaryota; Fungi; Basidiomycota; Agaricomycetes; Agaricales; Hydnangiaceae
Exons: 5
Coding region: 1-1074 (357 amino acids)
Source: RefSeq, a predicted model, not a curated record
AUGGGCGGUGCUUUACAGUCGGACUCCGCAUUUUCCCCAUCUAAGUUCGUCAAGCAGCGAAGAAUUCCAGGAAAUGAAGCAUCCUCGGCUGACAAACUUUUGGGUAGCCUUUAUGGCAGAUUUAGCUGGGUAACCUCAGCACCCAACACCAGAAAACCGUAUGCGAUCUACAUGUCUCCCUUAACAGCCCUUCCAGUGUCGCCAUCACUCGAACUGUCUCUAUUGAUUCUCAACGUAUUCUCUCGCACACCCACAUUCGCUCACUCCGCCAAUGAAAGUCGAUUUUGCAGUUCCCUCAAAUUCCACCCUUCUCUGCACAGGCAACUUGUCUACGCCUCCCAGUCUCCCACCACCUGCCUCCCUCGGGUACGGAAACCAAGCAAUUCUUCACCAUUCUCACCUUCCUCCCGACUGAUGUCGAUCGUUGGGAAGGCCACUUACACCCCACGGAUACACGGCUUCCUUUCGGUGUUUGGAGCCUCCGGGGAGAUUCAAGGUGGAGUGGACAAUGGGGGCGGAAUGAAGCUGGAAGCCCGCUUGUGUCCCCCUUUUUCCGCUUUGUGGGCUUCCCCGAGAUUCGAGGUUUCCCCCAAGCUUCUCAAUGAGUCGCCGUCUUUCCAAAAAGGCCCCUACAUCGUCCACAACGAUGACCUCGGGGGGUGGAACGACGACGACGAUGAGUGCCCAUCAACAUCAACAACAUCAUGCAUUCGACCUUCCCGAUCCCUUUGCAAGUUCCCUUCGUCCGUGAAUGUGGUUGCUGCUUCGAAUGUGGAGUUUAACAACGAGUUGCUCACAGUUACACUCUUGGUGGACCCGGUGAUCGAUCAACGCCUAAUGACCCCCAUCACACUCACCACCACCACCACCAGCAGCAGUAUGAAAACGCAACGGCGUAUGAAAACCCCACCACGCGAUGACGGCCUCGGGGGGUUCGACGACGAUGCAUCAACAACAUCAUGGGUUCGACCUUCCCAAUCCUUUUCGAAAGUUCCCCACGUCUGUGGCUGCUGCGAAUGUGGAGUUCAACGACGAGUUGUCGAUGGCCUCAUUGUUGGGUGGCCCAGGUGGUGA